This is a messenger RNA of Anolis carolinensis (green anole), 1910 nucleotides long. It is a transcript of the gene spp1, whose product is annotated as secreted phosphoprotein 1. The record is from RefSeq and is a predicted model, not a curated record. Gene Ontology annotation, molecular function: extracellular matrix binding. Bases 199 to 1320 code for a protein of 373 amino acids. NCBI's taxonomy places the organism in Eukaryota, Metazoa, Chordata, Lepidosauria, Squamata, Anolidae. Gene Ontology annotation, biological process: osteoblast differentiation; cell adhesion; ossification. The transcript has 7 exons.
UAAAUUCCAGAGGUUUGCAGAUAGAAAUCAGCUGAAGAGGAGAAAGACGACUGAGCAGCAUCUUCUGAAGCAAGCCUUAGCCUUGAGCUUCACCAAAGCAGUUAGCAUCAGACUUCUGCCUGCCUGAAGCUACCCUCCAGAUCCAAGCUUAACUUAAGGUGACCUAUUACAAAAAUAAUCAACCGGGAAUCUGUCACCAUGAAGAUUGCCAUUCUUUGCCUGUGUCUUCUGACCAUCGCCUUUGCCCUGCCAAUCAGUAAGUCAAGACAUCAUGAUGACUCGGGGAGCUUGGAAAGGAAACAUGAGCACCGCCAUCAUGCUCACCCACAUCACCACCACCGCCACCACAAUUCACAGAGCCAUGAGCACAGCCGUGAGCAUGUGAAUAGCCAUGAAUCACAAGAGCAACAAGUAUCUGCUCAGCUGAACUCUAUGUCUUCAGAAGAAAGCGAUGAGAUCACAGAGCAACAGACUCUUUUGGUACCUUCCAGUAGAAGCAAAGAAGAUGACCAUGACCAUAGUGAUGUGGAUGAUGACGACGACGAUAAUGACCACACUGACUCCCAUGAAUCGGAUGAAUCACAUGAAGUUGUUACAGAUUUCCCUACUGAUGCUCCUUUUACCCUACCAGUCACUCCAGAUACCUUUACCGGCAGAGGAGAUAGUGCACCUUAUGGAUUAAAGUCCAAAGUUGAUCUGGUGCACUUUGAGAAGUCCAAGAAAGUGUACAAAAAGUCUGGAAAGUUCGAUUCUCAUGAUGUUACCGACGACUUUGACAGCUCACCGGAUGUAGAGAGUCAUGAAUCCUACUCCUCCAAAGCCCAUUCUACGGAAAGUCAUGACACAAGUGUAGAAAAAGAUGAUGCAAGUCACCUGAGAGAUAGCAAUGAGGUUCUCAGGGCAUCCCGUGACAAAAGCCUGGAGAACAACAGCCGGCAGAAACUUGAGAGUGCCGAGUAUGAUCAUGAUGAUGCUGACCAUGACAACAUCAAGUUGGCCAUUGCCCUGGCAAGCCAUGAGAGCAGAGAGUAUCUGAAAGACCGUAGUGUGGAACUCCGACAGGUAGACCAUGACCAUGAUGUGGAUGAUGUCAGCAAUCAAUCUUUGGAAAAUGUUGAGGAUCACCACAGCGUUGAGGAUCACCACAGCGUUGAGGAUCACCACAGCAUUGAGGAUCACCAUAGCGUUGAGGAUAAGCACAGUGUUGAGGAUAAGCACAGUGUUGAAGACCAUCAUAGUAUUGAACAUCCCCUCAGCGUUGAAGACCACCACAGUGUUGAAGACCACCACAGCAUUGAGGACAACGAGGUUACCCUGUAGAUGACAGGAAAGUAGGUUCCACACCUACUUAAGAGCACUCCCUGAAUUUUCGCAUGACUGGGUGCAGCUAUGAUCAAAGCCCAAAUCCAUCACGGAUGAAGGCUUUAGUUUUUAAUAUUUGUUUUGCUGAGUUAGAGAAGAAGGAAGGAGAAAGGGCAAUGAAACUCUUACUUGAACGAUUGCUCCACAUUAUAUAUCACACAUCUGAUUUUGAGCUGUAUCAAUAAUAGGCAGCAUUUUGUUAGCCAGGCAAAUAUAAAACCUGAUCUUUUGCAUGAUUACUUGGAAGUAAGUCUCACUGAUUUCAGAGGGGAUUACUCCUAAGGAAGCAUGCUUGGGAGUUUAGUCUUAAUUGUAUAUCACUAGCAGUUCUGCCCAGUAGAGAAUUGUUAGCCCUUCUUGCUGCAUAUUUCCCUACUCUGUUAUAAAGGGGGAAACAAGAGAAAGAGAGAUGUUAGGGGUUUAAAAAAAUCUAGUUUUACACUAAGAGUGAAUGUUAUGUGUCCUAAGAUACUGUACUUCUAAAAGGUUUAAUGUUGCAAUGUAUAUUUUGUUGAUAAUUGUGAGUUAAAUAAAAAGACAAAAUCUUA